GGCAGAGGAUUGAAAUAUGAGUAAACCUUAGUCAUAUAUACAGCAUUCUCUUAUCCAAUUUCCAGGUUGAAAACGUGAAAAUGAAAAUGACAAAAGUGAUUAUCUCUUUCUCAUUCCCUUUCCUUUAUCUUCUUCUUCUUCUAUCCCCCUGCGUCCGCGCCAAUCCCCUAGUACCUGCACUCUACGUGUUUGGGGACUCCUUGUUGGACAGUGGUAAUAACAAUUUUCUGCCAACAAUGGCAAAAGCAAAUUUCUUUCCCUAUGGUUCAAAUUUCGCUGGUGAAACGGCCACUGGAAGAUUCACCAAUGGAAGAACUGUUGCAGAUUUUAUAGCUGAAUUUCUUGGAUUGCCAUAUUCUCCACCAUUCAUGAGUAUUGAAGGUCCUAGGUCGGUAACUGGAGUGAAUUAUGCUUCAGGCUCUUGUGGAAUUCUACCAGAGACUGGAAAAUUUUUCGGGAAAUGCUUGAACUUGAAGGAACAAAUUGACUUAUUUGAAAGGACAGUCAGCAGGGAAUUGCCCAACAAUCUAGAAAACCCAACUCUGUUAUUUGAGCAUUUAUCAAAAUCUAUAUACCUAGUCUCUAUAGGGAGCAAUGACUACAUUAACAACUACCUUCAAACAAAUUUAUAUGAUACAAGUGAGCGCUACCAGCCUGAUCCCUAUGCUCAACUCCUCAUUGACACAUUAUCACAGCUACUUGAGAGAUUAUACAAGUUGGGAGCCAGGAAGAUAGUAAUUUUUGAGGUUGGACCUGUGGGGUGCAUCCCAUCAGUGUCAAAGACACAUCCACAUAAAGGGUUCUGCAAUGAGGAAUCAAACCAAUUUGUGUCAUACUUCAACAAGAGGCUGGCAACAAUGGCAAAAGAUUUGACAUCUAGACUUCGAAGCUCCACAUUUGUUAUUGGUCAUACCAACUCCGGAGGCUAUGAUGUAAUAAACAAUCCAACAAAACAUGGUCUAACGGAUGGAAGCAAUCCAUGUUGCACCACUUGGAAGAAUGAGACUUCAGCAUGUAUCCCUGAUUUAGAACCAUGCAAGGACCCAAACAAGCAUGUUUUUUGGGAUGCUUUUCAUCUCACAGAAACAGUAUAUUCAAUCGUAGCAUCUAGAUGUGUUCGAGAUAAAACGAUGUGUACACCAAUGAGCAUUCAGGAGUUGGUCAAAAUGUAAAUGGUAAUCAUCAUACCAAAAACCAAUGUAUAAAAUGUUUAUAUUAUAUUAGAAUUUGGGAUGUGUAACCCAAUUCAAAAAAUAGCUCAAAUAUUGAGGAUUUUUAUUCCCACUUAUAAACACUUUAGCAGUUAUGUCUUUAGUUAAUGUAGGACUCAACACCUCCUUCACGUGCAGGACAUCUAGAGCAUAAAGGUCAAUGAUCAUUGCCCAUAUUCUUGUUCAUCAUGGGAUGAAAAGACCCGUUUAAUAUUAGUAUGGUUUUAAUUAUUAAAGUUGUCACUAUUAUUAUAUAUAAAAGAGAUAAGGCAUAAAAAAAAAGGGGGAAUAUGAAGUUAAUCUGGUUUGGAAAGGCACGUAGCCCACCUCAUGGGUUUUUUAUAAAAAAAAAGUUAUAAACAAAUACCCUAAUUGGUUAAAGAAAACAAUUAACCCCACUCUUGUUACUUUUCUCUUCCAGCCGUAACUCCAUUCUCUUCCUCGACAAUUUCCUCCCAUGCCUUUGAGACAACUCGUCCUUCUCCUUUCUCUUAUUCCAAUCAUCCCUCCUUCCCAAAAAUCACUACAAAUCCCUCUGUAGCAUACACACUCAGGAACGAAUUGUGGCACUCAAUUGCAAAGGCACUUGGUUAAUUUCUGGGGUUUAAGAUUGGUGCUUUAAGGAAGGAAGGGAGUGCCCACCUGUCAAGGUUUCUCUGUUAAUUGCAUUGAGGGUUGGAAUAUGUUCUUGGUGUUCAGAUUUGCCAGGCGUAGGUUCGUUUGCGCGUCGCGGAACUGUUGAGGACGGUCCAAUUAUUUCGUCAUAGCUAUUCACAGGCAACUAAGUAGUAAGUUGGUAUCAGAUUCAGAUCGUUCAAUUUAUCUUAUUGGUAGGCCUCCUUUGGUUGGUGGCUCGAUUGGUGACUUUUAUUUGAUUCUAGUUAUCUGCAGCUAUAGGGAGUCUUAGAAGGAUUUGGAUUUAAGAUUGUUAUUUACUGUUUUAUUGUAAAAGUUGCACUUGAGUGCAAAAAUUGAAAAUUUUCUUUUAAUGAAAGUAUGAAAAUGGAGAUCAUUAUUUGACAA
This is a messenger RNA of Lotus japonicus, 2234 nucleotides long. RefSeq names its product GDSL esterase/lipase 7-like. The transcript has 7 exons. Gene Ontology annotation, molecular function: hydrolase activity, acting on ester bonds. The coding region runs from base 81 to 1172 and encodes 363 amino acids. The record is from RefSeq and is a predicted model, not a curated record. Lineage: Eukaryota; Viridiplantae; Streptophyta; Magnoliopsida; Fabales; Fabaceae.